AUGGAUCGUGAGUUCGACGAUUGCCUAGAGCAAUGCGGCGGAAGUUUGGGUGUGCCUCUUACUCAACCAAUGAUGGGGUUUGCUCCAUUUUCUCAAGCUUCAAACGUCUUUGGCUCGGGAAAUAAUCCAACUCCGGCAAGAUUACCAACCGUUGAAGAAGAAGCGCUGGAGGCGAAGCCUAAAGCCAAGGGGCCGCGCCCCACCUACACAAGUGAGGAGACGGAGCUCAUAUGCAUAUUGUGGGCGGAGGCUACCCACAAUCUGAUUUUGGGAACUUUCCAAAAGUUGCUCCAAUAUUGGGGCUUAAUCGACGAGAAAUACAACGCCCUCAAACCGCCUGGUGCUUCUAGACAUAAGCCGGAUCAUAUCAAAUCCCACUUCAACCGAGUCUCGAAGGAGGUGAGACUUUGGAUGGACUACUACAAAGCAUGCCACGAUAAUUGGGGUAGCGGGAUGAGUGAUGAUCAAAUCAUCGAAGCCACCCAGACGAUGCACGAGGCUCACCACAAGAAGAGAUUCGGCUAUAUCAAAGCUUGGAAAGUUCUCCGCGAAUGUCAAAAGUUCACGUCGCAAGCCACCGAUGUCCACUCCGCUAAGAAGUCGAAGGGAUCCGACACCGAGGCAACUACUACUUCAUUGGAUCCGAGCAUCACCACGAGGCCCCAAGGCACGAAAGCGGCAAAGCGCGAUAAAGGCAACGGCAAUAAGGGGGAAGCAUCUUCCACUUCUACACAGUCGUCUUACUCCGAGGUGCUUGAGAAAAUCGCCGUCGAAAUGAAGGAACAUAAGGCCCAAAUCCAUGGCAUCGCCAAAGCCAAGAAGACGCUCGCCGCGGUGAAAAGAGAGGAGCUCGAUUUGAAGAUUCUCAACAUGGAUACUUCGAAGAUGAACGAAGCUCAAUUGGCAUGGCACAACCAUUUGAUCCAAGAGGUGCUCAAGCGUCGGGGAAUUAUGUAG
Messenger RNA from Salvia miltiorrhiza (redroot sage), 957 nucleotides. RefSeq lists its product as uncharacterized. The record is from RefSeq and is a predicted model, not a curated record. NCBI's taxonomy places the organism in Eukaryota, Viridiplantae, Streptophyta, Magnoliopsida, Lamiales, Lamiaceae. The coding region runs from base 1 to 957 and encodes 318 amino acids. The transcript has a single exon.